AUCUGAUGGAUUCGAAUUUAUACGUCAAUUUGACUUGAAACCUAUUGGGAAGUUGUAAAAUUCUAGAAUUCUCCAGAGUAAAUUUUCUAGAGUUGAAAUCUUAACACCAAGUGUUAAUUUGAUCGAAUAACUGAGAUAUUAUUUUAUCUGUGAUUUCUUGAUUAAUAUUUACAAUAAAAAUGGCUAAAUGGGGCGAAGGAGAUCCCAGAUGGAUUGUUGAAGAGAGACCUGAUGCCACUAACGUUAACAAUUGGCAUUGGACGGAAAAAAACGCUGGGCCUUGGUCUCAGGAUCGUAUCAAAGAGUUAUUUAAAGAAAUAAAGGUUAAUAGUAGUGAAGCCGAUUUAUUUAUCAAAGGAGUAGAUAGGUUAGAUGGUGAAGCAUCUGCUAAUAACCGAAAGGGGAAACUCAUAUUUUUUUAUGAAUGGAAUUUAGUUCUUAAUUGGUCCGGAAAGCUUACGAAUGGAUCCGAUAGACAAUUUAAAGGAAAAAUUAAAAUACCCAAUUUAUCUGAAGAAAAUGAUGUAUCUGAUUUAGAUAUACAAAUUAGUGUAACUGAUGAAGACGAAGAAGGGUUUAAAUUGAAGGAGAUUAUGAUUAAAUAUGGCAAACAAAUAAUUCGAAAUCAGCUUUCAAAAUACAUCUCGGGUUUGAAGGAAGAAUUUUCCAAAGGUAUGAUUCUUCCCAAAAAGGGAUCGGAAAAAGUAGAAACAGUAACGACAUUAACGAGCGGAUUCAAUAAAAAAAUUAAUAUUGAACCAAUGACGAUUGACGUCAACAAACAAAUAGGAUUGAAAAUUGACACUACGUCGUUUAAACAAACUCAGAAGUUUCAAUGUACUGCUCAGGAAUUUUAUGACGCCAUGACUAGAAUAGAAAUGGUGACAGCUUUUACGAGGGGUAGCGUAAAAUUAGAACCGGUCAAAGGUGGAAAAUUCGAAUUAUUCGGCGGAAAUAUCGUCGGAAAAUUCGAAGAAUUGAUACCAUGUAAGAAAAUAGUACAAUCUUGGAGGUAUAAACAAUGGGCCAGCGGACAUUUUUCCACUGUUACCAUUACGAUAGACCAAAAGAGUGACCAUACAGAAAUAACAUUGGAACAAGUAGGCGUUCCAACAGGUGAAUUGAGCGUCACCAAGGAUAAUUGGCAGAGGUACUAUUGGGACGGUAUGAAACAGGCGUUCGGUUUCGGUGCGUUUUUUACGUAAAUUAGUGCGCAAUAAAAAAAAUGGUUUAGUGUGUUGAGUUAUAUACUCAGUGGCGAAGUGAAAAAUGAACGGAACGUGUUUUGAUGUGAAAUUUAAUUGAUUUUUAAUGUGAUUUUUGUGGAAGUUUUUUGAAUAAUAUGUUACAGGGGACUUGUUGGAAAAAUUCUAGUUUGUUCUGUUUGUUUUUCUCAAACGCUGUGUAGUCUAUGAAUAAUGUAUGUCUCAAAAGUUUUGGUUCGAUGUUCGGUGUCAAUAUAUUUUGCGAAAAAUUUAUAUUUGGACGAAUUUUUUUAUUUUUCAUUCAGAUUUUACAGUAGUUUUUUCAGGGUGACCAAAUAUGGUGGAAAUUUUCCACUUUAGAUCGAUUGUAGUAGUUUUUCUUUAUAGUUUUUAAUUUUUUGUGGACAAAUUUGAGAAAAAAUUAAUUACAAGUUCAAUUUUAAUGGUGACAACAUAUUAUGAAGAAAUUUUUCACCUUAUGGUGAUUCUUGUAGUUUUUCUUUAUAAUUUUCAUAGUUUUGUGGAAUAAAUUGGAAUAAAAGUUUCAAUUUUCAAAAUAAUUUGGGGAAAACUUGAUUCAACUUGCAUUUUUCAAGGUGACAAAAUAUUUAUAAGAAUUUUUCACUUAAUGGCCAUUUUUUAGUUUUCUUCAUAAUUUUUAAUUUUUAAUGGAGAAAUUUAUAAAAGACCACAUUUGAGACUUAAUUUCGUAUGGUAACAAAAUAUUGUGGAAAUCUUCCACAUUAGAGCGACUCUUGUAUUUUUUUUAGUUUUCACAUAUGAUUUUCAUAUUUUAUGAGAAAAUUUGGGAAACAUUGGGUAAAAAGUUCUGAAUGAUGCGGUAAUUUCCCACUUUAGGGCGAUUCUGGUAGUUUUUCUUCAGUUUUCAUGUAUAAUUUUCCAUAUUUUAUGAGAAAAUAUGCGGAAAACUGGAUUCAAUUUUCUAUGACGACAAAAAAUUUUGCGCUUUAGGUCGAUUCUUGUAGAUUUUCUCCAUGGGAAAAACUUUAUUCAAGUUGAAAUUUUCUAUGGUGAUAAAAUAUUUUUUGUAAAUUUUCCACUUAAUGGUCAUUUUUGUAGUUUUUCUUCAUAAUUUACAAUUUUUGAUAGAGAAAUUUUAAAGAAACCAGAUCUGAUCUUCAAUUUUCUAUGGUGACCAAAUAUUUGAGGAAAUUUUCUACUUUAGGGCCAUCUUUGUAACUUUUUAUCAGAUUUUUCUCAAAAUUUUCAAUAUUAUUAUUCAAAAAAUGGGAAAAACUGGAAACUUGUAGGCGAUUCUUGUAGUUUUUCUUUAUAAUUUCCACUAUUUGUGGACAAAUUUGGGAGAAACUGUUUGAAAAAUUUAGAUUUUUCAAAUUAUGUGGGAAUUUUCCACUUUGAGUCCAUUUUUGUAGUUUUUCUUUGGAUUUCACUUAUAAUUUCCCAUUUUUAGUAGAAAAAUUUUAGGAAAACUGGAAUCAAGUUUUAAUUUUCUUUUUAGUGGCAAAAUAUUAUGUGGAAAUUUUCCACUUUAGGUCCAUUCUUGUAGUUUUUCUUUAAAUUCUUCCCACAAUUUUCCAUUUUUGUGGAAAAAUUAAGGGGAAAAAUGAAAUUUGCUAACGUAACGUUUUUUUUCAAUUUUUUUUUUCGUGAAACUAUGAAAAGGAAAUGUCUCAAUAAAACCUAUUGAAACCCAUAAAUUUGGCUACAAAAUUUCCUUUUUUUCCAAAAUUUCUAUGGAAUAUUUUCGAUUUUUGGGAAUAUUUUAUUCAAAACUUCCCCUAUGAUACUUGUAUCGAUAAAACUAUUAUUAUAAACGGUUUUUUGGCCAAUUUUUCUUCAACGGUUACUUUUAUCAAACUUUUUAUUUUAAAUUUGAUAUAAUUUGGGCAUUAACUUUGUGACAAUAUGAUUAUAUGCAUUUUUCUAACUCAUUUUAUGUCUUCUAAAUUAAGCAUUUGAAAAAUUGUCACUACACAAUAAUCACCUUAACUUUUGUACAUACAUUUUGUAAUCAGAUCAAUUUUUAAUUUUUCGAAUUUUCGUUCUUUUUGUACCAUUGCGGAAAUAAUUUAUUCAAAUGCCUAGGGUUCACACCAGCAAUGAAAAUUUAGUGGUUCAAAAGGACCACCUAAGUUAUGAUUUAGUGGUCCAAAAAUAUAACGUGGUAGACAAAAGUAAAAAAAUUAACAUAUGCAUGCUACACACACUUUUAUACAUAUUUUUACGGCAUAUAUAAAUUCUUUUAUGCAAAAACAGCACAGUAAAUAUAAAACAUAGGUUUUUUUAAAAAUAUUUUGGGCGACAAAUUUGUCGUCGAUGUGUAUGAUUUUGGCGACAUUUCUUGAUGAUUUGGCGACAAUUUUCGCUGUCGCCAUGCUGGCGUGAACCCUACAAAUGCCUAUUUAGCUACUACUCGUUAUAACUACGAUGUUUUUUAUCGCUGAUUUUUGUGAUCAUUUUUAUCUAAAUAAAAUAUAAGUUGAA
Messenger RNA from Diorhabda carinulata, 3671 nucleotides. Its product is annotated as activator of 90 kDa heat shock protein ATPase homolog 1. Gene Ontology annotation, biological process: protein folding; positive regulation of ATP-dependent activity. Gene Ontology annotation, cellular component: cytosol. NCBI's taxonomy places the organism in Eukaryota, Metazoa, Arthropoda, Insecta, Coleoptera, Chrysomelidae. The record is from RefSeq and is a predicted model, not a curated record. Gene Ontology annotation, molecular function: protein-folding chaperone binding; ATPase activator activity. The transcript has 7 exons. The coding region runs from base 180 to 1205 and encodes 341 amino acids.